This is a messenger RNA of Xiphias gladius (swordfish), 2584 nucleotides long. RefSeq names its product neuropeptide Y receptor Y8b (gene npy8br). Gene Ontology annotation, molecular function: neuropeptide binding; neuropeptide Y receptor activity. NCBI's taxonomy places the organism in Eukaryota, Metazoa, Chordata, Actinopteri, Istiophoriformes, Xiphiidae. Bases 457 to 1560 code for a protein of 367 amino acids. Gene Ontology annotation, cellular component: plasma membrane; neuron projection. The transcript has 3 exons. The record is from RefSeq and is a predicted model, not a curated record. Gene Ontology annotation, biological process: G protein-coupled receptor signaling pathway.
GAUCCUGCCAGAACACCUCCUACCUUCUCCUCGACCAGAAACUCUGUUGUGUCUCACCUGAUGCAAAGCAGUGCUCCAAGUCCCAGAGGAAAGAAUUUUAUGAUGGAAUCCACCGCCAGUGGGUACAAAGGUGAAACUUGACCAAUAAAUACUUCUCAGCACCGAAAAGGCACUUUUGGAAUUACAUCCAUGAGAGCUGUGAAUUUAAAAUCCUAUCCUGCGGCAAGAGAAUCACUUACUGCCAGACAUCCUCAUUUAAAAGAAGUCACAGUCUAAUGAUGAAAUGAGCUUUUUUCAGCAGAAAAUGAAGACUGCUGUAAAGACUGCCAAAGAUUAAGGAUGAGGGCAAGCUGUGAAAAAAUGCAACUAUUAUUCCUGAAGUAACACCAGCAGGUGUGACACAACAAAUUAGUUUAGAUAGUUCCCAGCCUUUCAAGUGAGCCCAGGAAAACCAUCAUGGAGCUGCAACACAACACCAAUCACAACCAAGCCUUGUGGAAAGAGAUACCAUGGGAUUUCACAGAGGAUUGCUCACUCUCAGUGAGUGGAACCACUUUUCUCAUUGUUGCUUACAGCACAGUUAUGGCAGUGGGUCUCAUUGGGAACUCUUGCCUGGUGUUUGUUAUCACACGGCACAAGGAGAUGCGCAACGUCACCAACAUCUUCAUUGUCAACCUUUCUUGUUCUGACAUCCUCGUGUGCAUUGUCUGCCUGCCAGUAACAAUUAUCUACACUCUGAUGGACCACUGGAUCCUAGGAGACACCCUCUGUAAGCUCACACCCUUCAUCCAGUGUAUAUCAGUUACUGUUUCAAUCUUUUCCCUCGUCCUUAUCGCCAUGGAGCGCUACCAGCUCAUUGUCCACCCGACUGGAUGGAAGCCUGUGGUGGGCCAGUCCUACCUGGCCGUGGCUGUCACCUGGAUUGUGGCCUGCCUAAUCUCAGUGCCUUUCUUCUCAUACAGCGUACUUACCUUGCCUUUGCAGAACCUGAGCAUCCCUUUCCCAGUCAGUGAUCAGCUUGUUUGUAUGGAGCGGUGGCCAUCGCUUCAAGAACGGCGAGCUUACACCACCUCCUUGCUCGUCUUCCAGUACUUCCUUCCUCUCAUGCUCAUCACGGUCUGCUACCUGCACAUCUACCUGCGCCUAAGGAGGAGGAAGGAGAUGGUGGAGCGCAGCAGGAACAACGCUCAAAAGAAAAACAAGGGCUCCACAAGGAUCAACGCCAUGUUAAUGUCCAUAGUGGUGGCGUUCACCCUCUCCUGGCUCCCUCUCAAUGUCUUCAACACGGUGUUUGACUGGAACCAUGAGGCCAUCCCGUCCUGUAGCCAUGACGUCAUCUUCUCAUUCUGCCACCUCACGGCCAUGGCCUCCACCUGCAUCAACCCCAUCAUCUAUGGUUUCCUGAACAGCAAUUUCCAGAAACACCUCAAGUCCACUCUGUUGCGGUGUCGCUGCUGGGGGGUCGCAGAGCGGUACGAGAGCGUCCCGCUCUCCACUGUCAGCACAGAGGUCACCAAGGGUUCAAUCUUGAGCAAUGGAUCUAUCAGCAUCAAUACUUAAAUCCAAGCCUUUCUAGUAAAAGACAAAGAAACCACUGGGACCUCUCCAGCCCUCAUUGUUUCAUCCUUUAGAGCUUUUCUUGCUUCAUUUCGUGCAAAAGCAAGGUUUUACAUUUACGAAGUUAUAAACCUCACAAUAGCAGUCUAGGUGGAGCAAACUGAAGACAAUAGCAUGGAAUGGUGCCCUCGAUUCAGUAUGACUUCACAUGCAAGAGGAAGUAGAUAACAAAAUGAUGGUGCAAAGGUUGGCCUCAACUGAAGACACUUUACAUGAGCACUUUUGCCACUGUAGUCUGUAUAGUCCAUUCCCCAUGUUCACAUACAAAUGAAAAGAAAGCAUUUAAUCCUGUUUACAAAUGCCAUGUUUUCUUUCUCAAGUACUGGGAUCUAGAAGAAGUCAUGUUUAAGGAAUAUCAGCUGUUCUGGGUUUUCUUUUCACACUUUCAGCUACUAUAAAUGAGAGCAAUGGAGGGACCAGAGUGUACUGAAAGGACUAAGGGUUUGGGGUUGUUCUUUUCAUUUUUUCUGUUUUAUGUUAAUAGUAUUGAUGAAAAUACUAAGGGAUUGUGAACUGUGAUAUGUUAGUGAUUAUUGACAGAGUAGCUUAUCACACAACUGAAAGAGAAAACAUUAGUGCAUUGAAUGUGGCUCCAGGCAUUCAUUCAGCCGAUUUACUAGCAUUAUCUUAAUGCAUUUCUUAUCACCCAAAAUCACCACAAACGAUGUAAUGGUCUUUUACAAAGAACCUUGGCAAGAGCUAUAUACAUUUCUGCUGUCUGCCGAGGUCUGCAUUCCAGUAUACUGUGUGUGUGGAAUGGUUUUUCUCAUUAAAUGUUCCAUACAACAGCCAUAUAUCAAGUGCCAUAAAACAAAAUAAAAACAGCAGUAAAGGACUUUGUCAGAGCAGGGUUGUUCUGCUGUAUAUAAAUUUACUAAGUACAUGUAUGCCCUGUAAAAGAUGUGACACAGUUAUAGUUUAUGGUGUGGUUGGCAAUAAAGAGCACUGUGUAGCAUAGCAGAUAUCU